AUGGUUAUAAAAAAAAACUGGCCUUGUGAUCGUUGUGGAAAAACAUUUCCUAAAUAUUGGAAACUUAUUCGGCACUUAAAUCGAAAAAAUCCAUGCAAACCCAAACCUUAUAUUUCUGAAUUACCAAUAAGUUUUUAUCUUGAAAUAAAUGAAAGUUCGAAAUCUGAAUAUUAUACAGCAGAUGAAAAAUAUAAAAAAUUAGCUAAGUUACGUAUUCAUCUUAAUCAAAAAAAUCUAUGUCAACUUAAAACAUCAUCUAUACUAUUAAUUCCAUCACCUAAUCCAGAAAUAGACUAUCUCAAUGUAUUGGGAUUAUUUGAUUCCUCAGAAAUUGGUGAAAACAGUCAUUUAGAGGUUAACUCACCCUCAAAGGCUGAAAGAGAAUAUCUCGAAGCAUUAUGA
This is a messenger RNA of Diversispora eburnea, 402 nucleotides long. The record is from the annotation of a GenBank genome assembly. NCBI's taxonomy places the organism in Eukaryota, Fungi, Glomeromycota, Glomeromycetes, Diversisporales, Diversisporaceae.